CGGGGUCGGAGCGAUGACGCGGGGGGCCGGGCCUAGCCCAGCCUGCAGCCGAAGCCGAAGCGGGCGAGGCAGAGCCAGCGGCGGCGGCGGAGCCACAGGGACAGCGGGAGCCGAUGGAGCUGGAAAACAUCGUGGCCAACACGGUGCUGCUCAAGGCCAGAGAAGGCGGUGGAGGAAAGAGGAAGGGCCGGAGUAAAAAAUGGAAGGAAAUGUUACGGUUGCCCCACAUCAGUCAGUGCGAGGAACUGCGACGCACCAUUGAAAGGGAUUACAGUAACCUCUGUGACAAGCAACCGAUAGGCAGACACCUUUUCCGGCAGUUCUGUGAGACACGACUAGAAUUAAAGAGAUGCAUUGAAUUCCUGGAUGCAGUGGCAGAUUAUGAAGUGGCUCCUGAUGAGAAGAGGCAGGACUGCGGACUGCAGCUCUUGGAGACCUAUUUCAACAAUGGGUCUGCGGCCCAUUUACCAGACGUGCCUGCGGACACCGUAAUGCAAUGCAAGGAGAAACUGGAGCAAAGUCCUUGCAAGGAGAUCUUUACGGAGUGUGCUAAAUUUGUUCACGAUUACCUGAGCGGUGCACCCUUCACAGAGUUCCAAGAAACCAUGUACUUCUCUAGAUUUCUGCAGUGGAAGUGGUUGGAAAGGCAGCCAGCAACAAAGAAUACUUUUCGGCAUUACCGGGUGCUUGGUAAAGGAGGAUUUGGCGAGGUAUGUGCUUGCCAAGUGCGUGCGACUGGGAAGAUGUACGCCUGUAAAAAGCUGGAAAAGAAGAGGAUAAAAAAACGGAAAGGAGAAUCCAUGGCAUUGAAUGAAAAGCGGAUUUUAGAAAAAGUCAACAGCAGAUUCGUUGUCAGCUUAUCGUACGCCUAUGAAACGAAGGAUGCGCUGUGUCUGGUACUGACCCUAAUGAACGGCGGAGACCUCAAGUUUCACAUCUACAACAUGGGCAACCCAGGCUUUGAUGAGAAGAGGGCCAUCUUCUACGCUGCGGAGAUCUGCUGCGGUCUGGAAGACCUACACAAAGAGAGAAUCGUGUACAGAGAUUUGAAGCCGGAAAACAUCUUGCUAGAUGAUCAUGGUCACAUCAGGAUUUCGGACCUGGGGUUAGCCAUGCACAUUCCAGAGGGCGAUAGGAUUCGUGGGAGAGUCGGGACUGUGGGAUACAUGGCUCCUGAGGUCAUCAACAACGAACGUUACUCCUUCAGCCCCGACUGGUGGGGCCUCGGCUGCCUGCUCUACGAGAUGAUUCGGGGCCAGUCACCUUUUCGAAAGCGCAAAGAGAAGGUGAAGCGGGAGGAGGUGGACCGGCGGGUGAAAGAGGACAGGGAGGAUUAUUCUGACAAGUUCUCAGAUGAGACGCGUUCCAUCUGCAGCAUGCUCCUGACUAAAGAUCCAAAGGAGCGUUUGGGAUGUCAGGGUGGAGGGGCGGCCGAGGUGAAGCAACAUCCCAUAUUUCGACCCAUCAACUUCAAAAGACUUGAGGCAAACAUGCUGGACCCUCCCUUCGUUCCAGAUCCCAGAGCAGUGUACUGCAAGGACGUCUUGGACAUUGAGCAGUUCUCCACGGUCAAAGGUGUGAACCUGGAUCCGACAGAUGACGACUUCUACUCCAAGUUUGUCACUGGCAGCGUCUCUAUUCCCUGGCAAAAUGAGAUGUUUGAUACAGAAUGUUUCAAAGAGGUAAAUACCUAUGGAAGUGAUGGAACACUGUCACCAGACCUGGACAAUAACAAGCCCGAACCACCUCCAAAGCGCGGCGUGUGGUAUAGACUUUGCAGGCGAGAGAUGUGUUUCAAAAGUAGCUUCAGUGAUGAAGAUGAAGACCCUUCGAGAAUUCUGUAGUUAAUGAGCCAAAUAUCGAUUCUCAUGAAAAAAGGAUAAAUUUCAGGUUAAACUGGGAACAUGUAUUAAAAUGUAUUAUAUUUCAAAAAAAAACUGUAUGAGUUUACAUAUUUUGUACAUUUAUAUUUGAAUUAUGUCUUAGAUGUAUAUUUUAACUAAAGUUGUACAAAAAGCCAUAUAUUAAGUACCACUUGAAUGCGUAUGUUAAUUUUAGCAGGAAUGACUUUGUGAAUUAUCUAUUUAAAAGUUUAUUUUUAAUUAUUUUUUUAAAAACAGAAAAAAGCACAGCAAUGUAAAUUAGUGCUAUUUGCAACGUGACAUUUAGCUGGAUUUUAUUUAGUAUAAGGAGUGGACCUACGCACAGUAGCAGUUGCUCUUGAGAUGCCAAAGUGCGCAGCACUGUGGGUGGGUACGUGCCUGUAAAUAAAUGCGUGUGUAUGAAUGCCUAUUAAUGUGUACAUAAGUCCUCGGGAGUAUGCGUACAUGAGUGUGUUUGUGGCCUGCAAUUGCACCGUGUGUGCAGUUAAACUCCACCUCAAGUGCAACAAGUAGCCUGGAUCUACCACGCGCUUGCUUUAGUUCCCCUUUUGUUGGACUUGGACCUCUGCUGUGUGUACGGGCCUAUUGCUUAUCAACGAAGUGGUUGGCAACCCAGGCCACUGGUUCACGAUCUGGUCGGAAAUAGGACACAUUAUUUUGUCCUAAAGCAAAAUUGAACAUUUGGUGUUUUUUAAAGCAAAACCUCCAAAGCAUCAAGAGAGGGUCAAGAGUGUUUUAUUGUCAUCUGUCCCGAAAUGGAACUAUGAAAUUCUUACACCAAGUAAAGCCUGGCAAUGCAAUGACAAACUGAAUCCGGCAGAUUUGAUACCUCUCUUUCCAAUCUGCUAGAACCUCUGCCUUUCCCACUCAUAAUCCUGUCCCAUGUAAAUAUGUGGAAUUUGACCAUCAAUUAGCUUAGAAACGAGGAACUGCAGAUGCUGGAUUCUUGCGUAGAACAUAGUGCUCGGGCAGCAUCUCUGGAUGACAUGGAUAAGCAACGUUUCAGGUCAGGUCCCUUCUGCAGAAUAAAAAGUAAAAAAUGAAAAUUGAAUUUUCCAAUUUUUAUGUAACCCCCCUCACCCUCCACUUUUGUUUUUCACCUUUCCAACCAUUUCUCCCACUAUCUCACGCCAUUCCCACUUCCUCCAUCUCCAACCUAUAUCCCUCCGUCCGGCUUUACAAUUUACUUCUUUCACUCCCCUCCUUAUCUGACACUCUUUUAUCUCCUAGGUAGACAAAAAUGCUGGAGUAACUCAGCGGGUGAGGCAGCAUCUAUGGAGCGAAGGAAUAGGCAACGUUUCGGGUUGAGACCCUUCUUCAAUGUUCAUAUCUUAUCUUUUUGUCCCCUUUAGUCAUCCAUUUUGUCUCUUUUGUAUCUCUAGCCUUUGUCUACCCAUCUGCUAAUCAACCCCCCCUCCCCAACAAGGGAAACAAAAAUGUCUAAAGAAGGAUCCCGUCCUGAAACGUCACCCAUUCCUUUUCUCCAGAGAUGCUGCCCAAUCCGCUGAGUUACUCCAGCAUUUUGUGUCUUUCUCCAGAGAUGCUGCCUGUCUUGCUGAGUUACUCCAAGCUCUUUGAGUCAACCCUUGACUUCUGUGCAAUUUAUUAGCUUAUUUGACCUAUGCGAACCAUCGUUCCUGGCAAUACACUGAAAGCUUUGUAACCUCAAACCUAUGGAAACAUUCCCACAUGACCUUAAACUAAAACCUGAAGUUCUGACGACGUCAGAUUCAUCUGCACCAAGCCUUUAAAAAAAACAAUAUUUUCUUUUUUUGUUCUGGGUAUUUUACCUAUGAUUCAUUUUCUAAAAGCUGUGAAAUAUUUAAUUUAAUGACCUCUGCUCAAAAAUAUUGACUUCUGUGGUUUGUGUCUUGCACUAAGUGCCAUUUUAUUUUUUAGAUGUUGCCUGUCUCAUUAAAGAUUUUCCAGUUAUAUUUAAAAUAAUGUUGUAUACUGUAUCUAUGAUAAGGCUUCUUUGUCUGAAUAUUAGAAUCAUGUUGAACAACUCUGAUUCCAUUACAGUUGAUCACUGGUUUUCGUGCUAAUAUAAGUCUUGUCUCUUUUAAAAAAAACUUGGUGUGCAUAUCCAUUCUAAACUGGGAAUCUUGAUAGGUUCUUACCCAAUGUUUUUACGUUGGAAUGUUUUAAAUUAAUAAAUACUGCCAUUUGUAUACAG
Leucoraja erinaceus (little skate) is the source of this 4059-nucleotide messenger RNA. Its product is annotated as G protein-coupled receptor kinase 6-like. The record is from RefSeq and is a predicted model, not a curated record. Lineage: Eukaryota; Metazoa; Chordata; Chondrichthyes; Rajiformes; Rajidae. The transcript is spliced from 16 exons. Gene Ontology annotation, biological process: protein phosphorylation; signal transduction; regulation of signal transduction. Gene Ontology annotation, cellular component: cytoplasm. Bases 114 to 1844 code for a protein of 576 amino acids. Gene Ontology annotation, molecular function: ATP binding; G protein-coupled receptor kinase activity.